AUGGACGUAGAAGAAAUACGCAGUAAUCCCUUGUCGGUGAGGUCCGCAACCACUGCAAAUACAUCCUCCGCUACACCCAUCGCCGCACCAAGGCGGCAACAAUCAUCCAUUCCACCAGCCAGGGAAGUAGGCGAGGAGCACUUCGAGGAAUACGUUAACAAAUUAGAUAAACAGGCAGCAUGGGAGGAUGUGUUCUACAACUGGCCAGCACAAACAUGGACCUAUGCAAGGGACAGUUUGUUUGGGCUCUGGAAGAGCCGGACAAUGAGUAAAAGGGAUAACGCCCGAAAUACUGGAUCCGGAGGUGGGAAGGAGAAGGUAAUGGAUGAAGCUGACUUGGCCAUACUCGAUAUUCUGGAAUCAGACUCAGCUGUGGUGGAUGGUUUGAAUUUGCCAGAAAGUUAUGGCAACUCAGAAAAUCUACCGUCAGCUGAGAAUGAUUCCAGAAUAUCUAUUUCAGAAGAAACAAUUGCCAAUCCACCUCUAAACCCAAGAAAGAGGAAGCGCUCUACCAAGUUUCCAAGUGAAACUUUGGAUAGAGAGAAAAAAUGCCGGAUGGAGCUUCUUGAGGUUGAGGUUUACUACCGGAAACUUCAAUGCCUAAAACUGGAGAGGGAGCUCCUACUUCCACCCUCUGCUAUCACACAGGGAAUUACAACGGCAGAAACAGAAAAUGUAUCGCGUCUGUUAUUUGAGGAGGUUUGAUUACC
Molecule: messenger RNA, 710 nt
Organism: Bactrocera dorsalis (oriental fruit fly)
Lineage: Eukaryota; Metazoa; Arthropoda; Insecta; Diptera; Tephritidae
Exons: 3
Coding region: 1-705 (234 amino acids)
Source: RefSeq, a predicted model, not a curated record